Conger conger (European conger) is the source of this 3017-nucleotide messenger RNA. RefSeq names its product coiled-coil domain-containing protein 148-like. NCBI's taxonomy places the organism in Eukaryota, Metazoa, Chordata, Actinopteri, Anguilliformes, Congridae. The coding region runs from base 221 to 2026 and encodes 601 amino acids. The transcript has 16 exons. The record is from RefSeq and is a predicted model, not a curated record.
AUUUGUUUCCUUGGUUACAAAUGUUGUCAACCAGUCAUCAGGCAGUGUCUAGGAUCCCCCACUGACGCUGGAGCUGGAUUGUAUCUCCUCGGUGGACCGUAGAGGGAGCCCUCAGCCAUCAGGGAGGACCUCUGCAGGAACCUGCUCAGGGAGACAGAGGAACAAACUAGGCCCCAGACCCGCCUGGCCACGGGGCCCUCCCGGAACAGAUAUAUAAUCCAUGGGUGGCAGAGACCUUCGUAUGUUCAUCACAAAUCACAGGGCAGAAGAUAUAGAAAAACUGACCAUACGGUUAAAAGAUGGUUUGGGGAGCACCAAGUACAAACCACUGCAAUACGAGCAAUUACAGCCCAUCCUCGAUGCCAGAAGAGUCGCUUGUGCACACACUGUACAAAAGAUUCAGAAGACACAACAAGUGGCACAGAGAGCGAGACAGAAAACACUGUUGAGGCAGCACAGGGAGGUGUGGAUGUGGGAGCAGGCCAAACUAAUGAAGGCUGGGGAAAAGGCAGAAGCGGAGCUUCAAAGUUUUCUGGAAAAAAACAGAGACGGGGUCAUAUCACAGAUGCAAGACUAUGAGCUGAUCCUGGAGAGGGAGCGGGAAGGAUUCCGAGAGGCUACGGUCAAGCCCAUCUGGCAAUUAAAGGAGGAUCUGCAAUACAGACUGGCCGAAGUGCAACAGCGUACCUUACAGCAGCGUUCCCACUCAGAGAUCUCUGACUGGGAUUCAGUACUGCGGGAGGUAAAAUCCGUGAAGGACCAGCAAGGAGCACUUGUAGAAAAUCUGCAUUUUGAAUGUUUAUCAGUGGAACAGGAGAUCUUUGCAAUAGGAAUUGAGGAGAGUUUAUCUUCUGCAGAAGAGAUUUUGGGAGCUUUGAAACAGAAUCCAGAGGAGCUCUUGAGUGCUUGGUGUUCCUACCCUGAUUUUAAGACUUCCCUCCUCCAAGAGUUUCAUGCCCUCAGUGAGAAAUAUGAGUCAAAACUCCUGAAUAUCACAAACUGUCUGCAGGAAAUAGGCAGAUGCUGUGGGUGGCCCGAAGAGGAUCACAUGGUGUUUCAGAUGGUCAUGAGUCAGUACACGCAUGACCUGAAUAACCACCGAACUCUCUCCAUGGAUAUGCUACAGAGACUUCUCCCUCACCGAUCCAGACAGGAAUUGAAGGACCAUGAGCAGUCUUGGGACCAGUACCGCUUUGCUCUGGCGCAGCAGCGGGCAUUGCUCCAGAGCUGGCAGCAGGACCGGGCCAGCCUCCUGAUCAAGUCUCUGGCCAUUCUGGAAGAGGCCCGGGUGGCCCACCAGGAAGAGCUGUCUCAGCAGUGCCAGCGUAAACACCAACAGGAGAUCUGCAUCCAGCUGAAAGAGAAGCUGCAGCAGUGGCGGGCCCAGCAGGAAGAAUUGGCCAGUCUGGAGGCUGCCAUGGCAUCCAGGAGACGGGAGGAAGAAGAGGACAGGCUGAGGAGGGAGCAGGAGAGAGACAGAGCCCGGAGGGCUGAACAGAAAGAGAGGGUUAAAGAGUUCUACAGUGAAAAACAGAGGAGGAGAGAGGAACAGGAGAAGAAGGACCAACAGCGUCUGGAAGAACUGAGGGCACUUAUGGUUGAGCAAGCAAGAAGAGACAAAGAGAGGGUGCAGUUUCGGGAAGGGCUCCUGCUGCAGCGCCAGAGGGAGAGGGAGACACAGGCACUCCUGAGACUGGAGGAGGAGGUGGAGAAAUGGGGACAUCUGGAGGCCCUCAGGAACCAGGUAGCAGUUGUAGCAGAGGCAAACCCAGAGAGGAUGAUGGGAAACACCAAGGCCUGGCAGAGGCGGCACCAAACAGGAGAAGAGUUUGUCCUGCAUAAGCCCCUGUAUCAGUUAAAUUCCUUCACAGACAGACAGAUCUUAUCCGAUCCCAGAGUCCGGAUUGAGCAAGCUCUACGGGAGGCAGGAUUUCACAAUUCACCGUAUGCCAGGGAGGUUUUGUCUGCUGUCCGUCCACCGCGUUUGCCCCGGCGGGACACAGAGUCUACCAUGUUUAAAUCCUGACAUGGACACAGAGUCCACCAUGUUUAAAUCCUGACCUGGACACCAAGUCUACCAUGUUUAAAUCCUGACCUGGACUCAGAGUCCACCAUGUUUAAAUCCUGACCUGGACACCGAGUCUACCAUGUUUAAAUCCUGAUAUGGACACAGAGUCCACCAGGUUUAAAUCCUGACCUGGACAGCAAGUCUACCAUGUUUAAAUCCUGACCUGGACACCGAGUCCACCGUGUUUAAAUCCUGACCUGGACACCAAGACUACCAUUUAUAAAUUCUGACCUGGACACAGUCUACCAUGUUUAAAUCCUGAACUGGACACUGAGUCUACCAUGUUUAAAUCCUGAUAUGGACACAGAGUCUACCAUGUUUAAAUCCUGACCUGGACUCAGAGUCCACCAUGUUUAAAUCCUGACCUGGACACAGAGUCUACCAUGUUUAAAUCCUGACCUGGAUACCAGGUCUACCAUGCUUAAAUCCUGACCUGGACACCGAGUCUAACAUGUUUAAAUCCUGACCUGGACACAGAGUCCACCAUGUUUAAAUCCUGACCUGGACACCGAGUCUACCAUGUUUAAAUCCAGACCUGGACAGUCUACCAUGUUUAAAUCCUGACAUGGACACAGUCUACCAUGUUUAAAUCCUGACCUGGACACCGAGUGUACCAUGCCAAUAAUUAUGGAGCUCACUAUCUAUAGCUUCAUGCCAUCAUACACCACUUUAUUAGGCUGUUAGAACCUUGGCGAUUUGUAGUCAUUUCAAGUAACUUUUACUUCCUUACUUUAACUCAGGUGGUGUUCUAAGCGAUGGUUUGUAAAUUUAACUUAGGCAGUGUUCUGAAUGGUGACAAUUGAUUUCACUUUACUUAGGCGGUGUUCUGAGUGGUGAGCACUUGAUCUGAAUAAUUUGCUAUAAGCCUUUAGAGGGUUUGGUGGUCUGUAAAGACUUUAAAUGUAUUCUCAUCGUGUGCAUGUAUCGUCUUUUAAUUUUAUUGUUAGAA